Condylura cristata (star-nosed mole) is the source of this 2720-nucleotide messenger RNA. RefSeq names its product ZFP1 zinc finger protein (gene ZFP1). NCBI's taxonomy places the organism in Eukaryota, Metazoa, Chordata, Mammalia, Eulipotyphla, Talpidae. The record is from RefSeq and is a predicted model, not a curated record. Gene Ontology annotation, biological process: negative regulation of transcription by RNA polymerase II; regulation of immune system process; regulation of cytokine production. Bases 197 to 1417 code for a protein of 406 amino acids. The transcript is spliced from 4 exons.
GCAUGUGUACUGCUGCGAGCGCGCCGGUGGCUGCCCUUCCCCCACGUCCAGCUGCGAGUGGGUGACAAGGACCCCGGCCUCUGCGCGACUUCCUUGCCCCGUGCCGUGACCGGACCUGGCACGGUGCCACCCGUGGGAACUGCGCCCCUCCAGUUCUGCCUUCAUAGUUCUCUGCCUUUACCCCAAAACGCAGAAAAUGAACAAAUCCCAGGGAUCAGUUUCAUUCACGGAUGUGACCGUGGAUUUCACCCAGGAGGAGUGGGAGCAACUUGACCCCUCUCAAAGGAUCCUGUAUAUGGAUGUGAUGCUGGAAAACUACAGCAACUUACUAUCGGUUGAAGUGUGGAAGGCUGAUGACGAGAUGGAGGGGGACCACAAAAACCCAGAUGAGCCAGCGAGGCAAUUUAUAAUCUUCAAGAACCAGACACCAAUUGAGGAAAGAGGUACUCUUUCUGAACAGGCAUUUAACUUAGGUACAGACUUUGUUUCUUUAAGACAAGUGCCCUAUAAAUACGAUUUAUAUGAAAAGUCUUUGAAAUAUAAUUCAGACUUACUUGAUAGUAGAAGCUAUAUAAGAAAGCCAGCUGACGAGUGUAAUGGAUUUGGAAAAGCGCUCCUUUAUCUGAAGCAAGAAAAAAUCCAUGCUGGAGUGGAAUACUCUGAAUAUGGUAAGAGUGGAAAAGCCUUCAGCCAUAAAGAAGCCAUUUUUAAACAUCAGAAAAUUAGAAAUUUGGUACAGCCUUUUAUCUGUAAUUAUUGUGACAAGGCUUUCUCCUUUAAAUCUCUCCUUAUUAGUCAUAAGAGAAUACAUACUGGAGAAAAACCUUAUGAAUGUAAUGUAUGUAAGAAAACCUUCUCCCAUAAGGCAAACCUCAUUAAACAUCAGCGAAUUCAUACUGGGGAGAAGCCCUUUGAAUGUCUUGAAUGUGGAAAAGCGUUCACCCACCAGUCAAACCUCAUUGUACACCAGAGAGCACAUAUGGAGAAGAAGCCAUAUGGAUGCAGUGACUGUGGCAAGACAUUUGCACAGAAGUUUGAACUUACUACACACCAGAGAAUUCAUACAGGAGAGCGACCCUAUGAGUGUAAUGAAUGUGCUAAAACCUUCUUCAAAAAAUCAAACCUUAUUAUACAUCAGAAAAUUCACACAGGGGAGAAGCGCUAUGAGUGCAGUGAAUGUGGAAAAUCCUUUAUUCAGAACUCACAACUCAUCAUACACAUGAGAACUCAUACAGGAGAGAAACCUUAUGAAUGCACUGAAUGUGGCAAAACAUUCAGUCAGAGAUCAACUCUCAGAUUACACUUGCGAAUCCACACAGGAGAGAAACCCUAUGAGUGUUCUGAAUGUGGGAAGGCCUUCAGCAGGAAGUCCCGUCUCAGUGUCCAUCAAAGAGUUCAUAUGGUGGAGAAACCCUGAGGCUGGAGCCAGGUUGUACUGUGGAAAGCCCUUCCUGUGGGGAAGAGGCCUCGCGAAGGUGCUGACGGCCGUGAGAGUUCAUGCUGAGCACAGUCUGUCAACUCAAAAGGCAUGGAAGUUGAGUCUUCGAGGAAUAUCAACUGAAGGUUAGACAGGACACCUGCGUAAAGAACAUAUCAGAAAAUAACUGUAAAUAGACAGUGAGUGUGUUAAAAAUCUUAGGUAUUCAGGAGUGAAACAUUUGGGGCAAUAGCAUUGAGUGUGUGCAGGUGGUACCUGAGGAAUGAGUAACCACAUUUGUUGUGAUGCCACAAAACUUAAAUUAUAUUUUAGAUUUGCACGUGCAAAUGUAACAUGGUCACUGGGAGUCUGAAAUGCUCCCUUUGUGGUGAUUAGGACACAUUAAGCAGGAUUUCCAUAAUAUGCAUUAUCACAUUUUCUGGCACCUUUACAAUCCAUUGUGUAUCACAAAUGAAGUAGCUGACAGAUUUUUAAAGUAGCAUGGAACAUAUGUUUUUCCCUAAUGCUUGCUGGCGUAUAUAAGUUGGUAUGGCUGUUGUUAGUGAACUGCGUUUCAAUAAGUAGAAGACAGUUUUUUGAAGUUUUUACUGGUUCUUGAGCUUACUGAAGAUUUUUCUAGAAACACCACAUAAAUAUGCAAGUUUAAAUAGUUGUGAGGUUUUAGAGUGUAAGGAGGCCGCCGGGGUGGUAUUAUUCAGUGUGCAAUACAGAAUAAAAACAGGCUGUCUAGAGAGCACCCACCCAUCAUGCUCUUGUUUGUCAGUGGGGUAUUUACAUACAUGUGCAUGUCUUUUACCAAAAUAUUGUGUAAUUCAAAGUACUUGCAUUUUUGUGUGUGUUUCUUUGAAUAUUUUAUAAAUUGUCUUAAAAUGUAGGAUGCGUAUAUAGUUCCCAAUUGCUACUUUCAGGAGCUUUAAAGAAAAAAUAUUUUCAGAAACUCAGUAAAUAUCUGAUUGAAUUUUGAAAAAGCCCAUGUUUGUACCCUGCUUUAGAAAUAAUUUUUUUUGCAGCUUUUUUUUUUUUUUAAAAGAAGGCAAAUUUAUUAUCUAGAGCUUCACCAGCCCCAGUCAAAACAUUUCUCUUGGAACUAUUAUUUGAGUUACUGCUUUUCCGUUAAAAGUUUACUCUUUAUAACAGACUUUUCAGUGAUCCAUCCAUAUAGUGUUUAUAGAUUAACUGACAAAACAAAUUUUUACAUAAAGAUAGGCAGUUUGAAGCGUUAUCAAAUCCUCAAUUUCCACCUUUCCCUAUGCUUCACUAAUCAUACAUUAAAAUUAUGAAU